UUAUUUCAAACAAUAACCAUUACAAGACCUUCAAUCAAAGAAUUGAUACGUUCGCAUUUUGUACAAAAAUUAUAAUUAAUAUGAUUGUAUUUCUCUUCAUAGUGUUAUUUCAACAGGCUCAUAGUGAUUGGAUUUCAGAAUGGCUCACACCUAUUCAAUAUUAUAAUCAAAAUACAGAAAACCAAGCUAUGAAAGCUAAAGAACAAGAACUAGUUGAUGUUUUCGAAACAACUUUGAGACAAAGUUUUGAAGAUACGCAGACGAUAGCAUCUCCUAGAAAAGAAUUCGCUUUCCAAGAACCUGACUAUUCAAUGAAUACUCUAAAGUUCAGACUGGAAUCUACAAUACAAAGUGCUAAAGAAUUAGCCGAUACUUUGAAGAGACAAAUAAAGGAAAUUGAAGCCAAGGAGAGAUUACUAAAAGAAGCUAUCGUCCAUGGAAAAUCUGGUGUAACAACCCUUACAAUAACGAGCUUAGACAAAAUGCCCCGAUCCUAUAUCAUUCGGGAUGGAUUUUGGACAAUCUGUAGUGGCAUGAUACAAAGCCCAAUUUCGGCGCCUACACCAAACAUUUUUAAUGAGAUUUUCUCAACACCACGCUGCAUCGGACAAGAGAUUCGGUCCAUCAAAGAUCCUUGUGCCUUCAACUCUAUCAUUAAAUAUGAAACAAUACCCACGAUGCGACGAUCGACGUAUGAAGAAGACGACUAUUUGUGCUUAAAGACAAACUUUAAUAGCACCUUGGAACAUUACGCAUCAGUGCCGAAACAAAUGGUUAAUGAGACAUGCAAAAGAGGAUUGGUCAAAAGUUUAGCCGAUAACAUAUCCAACUGUGGCGUACGAAUUCUUCUAGAAUAUACAUAUUACCCAAAUGGAAACUAUUUGGGAAAUUUACCUCUAGAUUACUGCACAGAAGACGAUGGAUCCUGUAAACUGAUAGUCGCAUGGCACCUUUCAAAUACAACUAUAGAGAAUUUCGAUAUUUUAAAUAAUGAUAAACUAUUUAAGAAAACUUUUAUGAAGACUGGCUCAUUUGCUGAAUCUAUUAUUUAAUAGACCGUAUAUAGAUACCUAUUUUGUACCUCAAUUUUUUUUUAAAGUGAAACUUUUAUUACAUCGUCUCAAACUUUUUGGUCUG
This is a messenger RNA of Colias croceus (clouded yellow), 1137 nucleotides long. RefSeq lists its product as uncharacterized. The record is from RefSeq and is a predicted model, not a curated record. The transcript is spliced from 6 exons. NCBI's taxonomy places the organism in Eukaryota, Metazoa, Arthropoda, Insecta, Lepidoptera, Pieridae. The coding region runs from base 81 to 1052 and encodes 323 amino acids.